CGAAGUGCCGUGUCGAACGGUCGAAAGAACAAAAAAACUUUCCGCUUACGAACAGUUUUGAAAGGGAAAGUGUGAAGUGGGUGAAAAAGCGAAGGCGUAUCGCAAAACUAUGGACCACCUAAGUUUAUGCCUAUUAAGUCUAACGUUGACGUUGACCAACAAUGAAAAACUAGAGUACAAUGCUACUUGUGAAAUGUUGGUAGCUCAAAGGACGUCCGCGUCAAAUCUAUACUUUGAUACUCCUAAGGACAGUAAUAAAAGUGACGUAGUUACUAUAGGCUUCUUGGGUUCCUAUGGGCAGGCCCAGGUACUUUUGGGAGCUUUGCCCCUGGCUGUAGAUGCUGUUAAUAAUGAUGGUGGACUUUUGCCCAACAAAAAGUUAACUUACAUAGCCGCCAAUAUUGGGAUCCCCUCUAACAAAUCUGGCUUCCCAAAGAGCAAACCAUCUCCCGUUCAAGCCAUUAGAAUGAUGACCGAAAUGAAGGAAAACGGCGCCGUCGCAUUCGUAGGUCCUGACGACACUUGUUUUCCAGAAGCUUUAGUCGCGACAGCUUGGAAUUUACCAAUGAUAUCUUACCGCUGCAGUGACACAAAAGUAUCCGAUCGAACGACAUUUACGACAUUUGCAAGAACUUUACCGCCUUCCAGUAAGGUCUCGAAAAGUGUGGUGGCAUUGUUGAUUGCAUUUCACUGGGAUAAAUUUGUCGUGGUGUGUGGUACAGAUCCCGCUUCUGGCAGUCAAGUGCAAGAGGCUAUAGAGGAAUUGUCAACAGUACAUGGACUGACUUUAACAGCCACAAAAAAAUACAAUGAUUAUAUACCAAGAUACAUUGAGCAAAUGGAUAAGAUUGUUGCUGAAACCUAUAAAAUUACAAGAGUUUAUGUAUUUCUUGGAGAACACAUAGCCCUCGUGGACUUUAUUAAAUGUCUUCAGGCAAGAAAACUAUUGGAUACUGGAAACUAUGUUAUCAUUUCCGUCGAUGAUGAAAUUUAUGACCCGACUAGAAGAACGAAGAUCAUCAGAAGAGAUUACCUGGAUCCGUAUUUAGAUGGAAGCGACAUCAAUGCAUUUAGAUCUGUUCUAAAGCUGACCCAGUCUUUUCCCAUUGAACGAUAUCAAGAAUUUAGGGAAGAAAUUAAAGCAUUUUCUACGAAGCCACCAUUUUGCGUGCCCUACCAUUAUAAAAUAUUUGACAGCAUAUCGGUACCCAUUGAGGCAGCAUAUCUAUAUGACGCGGUAAUGAUUUAUGCAAGAGCUCUUACGGAAACGUUUGAAAAUCAAGAAGAUCCGAGAAAUGGAACGGCUAUUUUAAAUAAAAUCCUAAAUAGGUCGUAUCGCAGUAUUAAAGGAUAUGAUAUAUUUAUAGACCAAAAUGGAGAUGCUGAAGGUAAUUUUACGGUAGUAUCCCUAUUAGAUGAUAAAGAAAAUGGCAGCCAUUUGGGCAUUAGUAUGCAGCCGGUUGGAUAUUUUCAGUACACACUGAAUGGAACAGUUAUCUCAUCUUUACCAGAAUUCCGAUACAUAAACGACAGCCGUCCAAUUCAAUGGAUAGGAGGCAAUAUUCCCAAAGCAGAACCCAAGUGUGGUUUUAAGGGUGAAAAGUGCGUUUAUCGAAUAGACUGGAGAAUGAUAGCUGGCGUUAUAAUGGCAAUUUCUGUAUUUUUCGUUGGUGGGUUGUUUGUGUUUAAGCACUACAGAUAUGAACAGAAGCUUGCUUGUUUACUUUGGAAAAUAGAUAUUAGAGAUGUAACUAUUAUACCCAUAGAUAUACCCGACUCUCCAAGUAAAAGUAUGGUAACUAUUUGUAAGCAUAAUGUUUUUUCAUCGGGAGACAGAAGAGGAAUAAAUGAAGUAUCAGACAUUUCUCCGAAAAGGGCUUAUACGAACAUAGGUCUUUACAGGGGUAACAUUGUCGCUAUUAAGUAUUUAAAUAAAAGGACACUUGAUCUAACAAGAUCUAUAAGAAAGGAAUUAAAACAGAUUCGUGAAAUCCGACAUGAAAAUCUAAUACCAUUUGUGGGUGCAAGUGUAGAUCAUGGACAAGUGGCUAUAUUAACUGCUUAUGCCGCCAGAGGGAGCCUUGAAGACGUCUUAGCUAAUGAAGAUCUUUAUUUAGAUACUAUGUUUGUCUCUUCUUUAGUAACAGACAUUCUUAAAGGCUUAAUUUAUCUUCAUGAUAGUGACAUAGUAUCGCACGGAGAUUUUAGAUCAGCUAACUGCCUAAUCGAUACCAGAUGGGUCCUGCAGAUUUCCGAUUUUGGAUUACAUGAAUUUAAAAGCGGUCAAGAUGAUCCAAACUAUGCAAUAAAAGAGCUUAAAAGAAAUUUAUGGCGUGCUCCUGAAUUGCUCAGGAUGGAAAAUCGACCUGCUCGUGGAACACAAAAGGGCGACGUAUAUUCUUUUGGGAUAGUACUCUACGAAAUGAUCGGAAGGUCAGGUCCAUGGGGUAAUGUCGCCAUGCAGCCUACAGCAAUAAUUGAUCAAGUAAAGAAGGAAAAUCAAGAUGUUCCAUUUAGGCCUUCACUGGAGGGCUUAAGAAUUCCUAAAUAUAUAAUAAACACCUUUAAGGCCUGCUGGUUGGAAAACCCUGACCAAAGACCAGAUAUUCGUUAUGUUAGGGUUAGAUUAAAGGAAAUGCAGGCAGGUUUAAAACCCAAUAUUUUUGAUAAUAUGCUGUCAAUUAUGGAAAAAUACGCCUACAAUCUUGAAGGUUUAGUUCAAGAAAGAACCAAUCAGCUCACCGAAGAAAAGAAGAAGACUGAUGCUUUAUUAUAUAGAAUGCUACCAAGAUCAGUAGCUGAUGCUCUAAAAAAAGGCGAAAAAGUAGAAGCAGAAUCUUUUGAUUGUGUGACAAUAUAUUUUAGUGACAUAGUAGGGUUUACUGAAUUAUCAGCCGAUUCUACGCCACUACAAGUGAUCGAUUUGCUCAAUGAUUUAUAUACUUUGUUUGACUCGAUUAUAUCGCAUUACGGAGUCUAUAAGGUGGAAACAAUAGGCGAUGCCUAUAUGGUAGUCAGCGGGCUUCCUAUAAGAAAUGGCAACAUCCACGCCGGCGAAAUCGCUUCGAUGGCUUUGCAUUUGCUCAAGCGGAUUCAAAAGUUUAAGAUUAAACAUCGACCAUCGGAAGUUUUUAAAUUAAGAAUAGGAAUUCAUUCAGGACAUGUGGUUGCUGGCGUGGUUGGUCUUAAGAUGCCGAGGUACUGCCUCUUUGGAGAUACAGUCAAUACAGCAUCUCGAAUGGAAAGUUCCGGAGAACCAUCGAAAGUUCAUAUAUCACAUGCCACUUAUAAACUUUUACAACAGCUUGGAGGAUAUAUUUGUGAAGAUAGGGGAUUGAUUAAUAUUAAGGGAAAAGGAGAAAUGUAUACAUACUGGCUUUUAGAUGAAGAUCCUUCUCAAAGACUUACUAGGCUAAGACGCGAACUUGCUGGGUCUAGCUUAUUUAGUAGCAUAAGUACGGAAAGAUUAUGUGAAACUCCAGAUUUACUUCAGGGACCAGGAAGAUCUCUUUUCGGCAGAGACUACCUUUUAUCGCCAUUCUCACAAGGAUACUCGCCUUUUUCAAUAUCCAACUUACACCUUAGGGCAAGAAAAGCUUAUUGUAGCGAUGAUGCUGUGCAACAAUAUAAAAAAUACUACAGCCACUGCUCAUACCACAGACGGAUUAGACCAAAUACACAUCGUGAAAAUCCGAGAUCGGCCCCUACAAUAACUUUUUCGGCGCAUAAUGAGUUUUCUCGUAUUUAUUAAAAUUCUCGAUUUUCACUAAAAUAUAUAUAAAAUAUUUUUAUAAAUGUUUUAAUAUAAUAUUAUUAAUUGAGAUAAGUUUAA
Messenger RNA from Anthonomus grandis grandis, 3832 nucleotides. It is a transcript of the gene Gyc32E, whose product is annotated as guanylate cyclase 32E. The record is from RefSeq and is a predicted model, not a curated record. NCBI's taxonomy places the organism in Eukaryota, Metazoa, Arthropoda, Insecta, Coleoptera, Curculionidae. The transcript is spliced from 24 exons. Gene Ontology annotation, molecular function: peptide receptor activity; guanylate cyclase activity; protein kinase activity. Bases 110 to 3751 code for a protein of 1213 amino acids. Gene Ontology annotation, biological process: protein phosphorylation; receptor guanylyl cyclase signaling pathway; intracellular signal transduction.